This is a messenger RNA of Coturnix japonica (Japanese quail), 581 nucleotides long. It is a transcript of the gene POLR2F, whose product is annotated as RNA polymerase II, I and III subunit F. Gene Ontology annotation, cellular component: RNA polymerase I complex; RNA polymerase III complex; RNA polymerase II, core complex. Gene Ontology annotation, molecular function: DNA binding. The record is from RefSeq and is a predicted model, not a curated record. Gene Ontology annotation, biological process: tRNA transcription by RNA polymerase III; transcription by RNA polymerase I; transcription by RNA polymerase II. NCBI's taxonomy places the organism in Eukaryota, Metazoa, Chordata, Aves, Galliformes, Phasianidae.
CUGUGGCAACGGCGCCGCCGGUUUACUUCCGGAAACGUGACGUCACGGCGCACGACCGGAAGUGGGUAGUACUUCCGCCGGGGAGCGAGGAAACAAGAUGUCGGACAACGAGGACAACUUCGAUGGGGAUGACUUCGAUGAUGUGGAGGAAGACGAGGGGCUGGAUGACCUGGAGAACGUGGAGGAGGAGGGACAGGAGAACGUGGAGAUCCUCCCCUCCGGAGAGCGCCAGGCAGCGAACCAGAAGCGAAUCACCACCCCCUACAUGACCAAGUAUGAGAGAGCCAGAGUGCUGGGCACACGUGCCCUCCAGAUCGCGAUGUGUGCACCCGUGAUGGUGGAGCUGGAAGGAGAGACAGACCCCUUGCUGAUUGCCAUGAAAGAACUCAAAGCACGCAAGAUUCCUAUCAUCAUCCGUCGUUACCUGCCUGAUGGGAGCUACGAGGACUGGGGUGUGGAUGAGCUAAUUAUCACAGAUUGAUCGGCCUCUGGCUGUUGCUUUUGGUUCUUUCCUCCUCCAGCAGAUGUUUCUAUUUUUGUUUAUAUUUGUAUAAAUAAAUUAUAAAGCCUUCUGUAUGCCA